UUGAUUGCUGUCAGCCAGUCGCCUUCAAAAUGGCGAGUUAUUUGUUUCUCAGAGUUGCUGUCAGUUUCAUUUUUAUUGUCACAUACAUCUUUGCUACUGAUACGUCAUCUUUUCCGAAAAAUUUUUUAUUAGGCACGAGUUCGUCCGCUUAUCAAAUAGAAGGAGCUUGGAACGAAAGUGAUAAAGGUGAAAGUAUAUGGGACUGGUGGACACAUGAAAAUCCAAAUUUUAUAAGUGAUGGUAGCAAUGGUGAUGUGGCUUGUGAUUCCUUUCACAAAUAUAAAGAAGAUGUGAAGUUAUUAAAUGAUUUAAAAGUGGAUUUUUAUAGAUUUUCUAUUAGUUGGUCGCGUAUUUUACCAACUGGUUACGCUAACGUAAUUAAUCAAGAAGGACUCAAUUAUUACAAAAAUCUUAUUGACGAACUUUUAGCGAAUGGCAUCGAACCGUUUGUCACUUUAUAUCAUUGGGACCAUCCAGAAAUAUUUGAAAGAAUGGGUGGAUGGACUAAUGAAAUGAUGGUUGAAUGGAUAUCCGACUAUGCAAGAAUUGUUUUUAAAGAGCUUAGCCCAAAAGUUAAAUAUUUUGCAACUCUCAAUGAACCUAACGUUCUUUGCGAAGAAGGAUACGAAACAAAAAUAAAGGCACCAGGAAAGAAUUUAGGCAGUCCUGGCGUAUUUCUGUGCAUGCAUAACAUGUUGAAGGCACAUGCCAAGAUCUAUCAUAUUUACGACGAAGAAUUUCGAAAACAUAGAAAUGGCACAAUUGGCAUAGUUCUACCUUGUUCAGGUGCAUUACCCAAAUAUCUUAAUGAUACCGCAGCGGUAGACAUGCAUUUUCAGUUUAAAUGUGGAUGGAUAGCUCAUGCAAUUUUUUCGAACACUGGUGAUUAUCCACAAAUUAUGAAAAGUCAUGUAGCUGAAAACAGUAAACUGGCUGGUUAUCCGAGAUCGCUUUUGCCGGAAUUAUCGUCUGAAUGGGUGCAAUAUAUUAAGGGUACAUCGGACUUUUUUGGAUUGAAUCAUUAUUCUACAUGGCUUGUGGAAACAGUGCCACGAACGAAAGAGCAAGAAUGGUACGCUUAUUCCGGCGUGAAAGAGAGUAGAGAUCCGUCAUGGCCAAAAGCCGCUUCAAAGUGGCUCAAUGUCGUCCCUAGUGGAUUUCGAGAGAUAAUUAACAAGAUUGCGAGAGAAUAUGAUAAUCCACCUAUCUAUAUUUUAGAGAAUGGCUUUUCUGACAGAUGUUGUACUUUUGAUUAUUUAAGAAUAUCUUAUUUGCAUUCUUACAUAAAAGCUAUGCUGUUAGCCAUUUAUGAAGAUGGAUGUAAUGUGCAGGCCUAUUCUGUUUGGAGUUUGUUAGACAAUUUUGAAUGGUCCGCUGGUUACACAGAACGAUUUGGAUUAAUACAUGUCAAUUUUACGGAUAGUAAUCGAAAGAGAACUCCAAAAUGGUCGAUGGACUGGUAUAAGGAUGUCAUUGCAACAAGGAAACUUAAUUUUACUUGGGAGUUACCAACCAUAAUACAUAUAUAAUAAAUAAUAUGCAUGAAUGUAUACAAAAAAGUCAUUAUUUUACUUAUUAUAUAAGAAAUAGUUAUUAAAUCGUAGAUUAUAUAGGUUAUAAUAGAUAUUAAAUCGCUUUUUUUAAUUAAUACUUUGCUUACUUGUUAUAUAUUUGUCUAAUUAUAAGAUGUAAUAUAUUGUUAUAAUUAGAAUAUAAUUAUUUGUAUACCACA
Messenger RNA from Cataglyphis hispanica, 1732 nucleotides. Its product is annotated as myrosinase 1-like. The transcript is spliced from 7 exons. Gene Ontology annotation, molecular function: beta-glucosidase activity. Gene Ontology annotation, biological process: carbohydrate metabolic process. Bases 30 to 1529 code for a protein of 499 amino acids. The record is from RefSeq and is a predicted model, not a curated record. NCBI's taxonomy places the organism in Eukaryota, Metazoa, Arthropoda, Insecta, Hymenoptera, Formicidae.